GCUACGAGCACAGCGCCCCGUAACCUGCUAAUGGAGAUGGCCGAUUGAUGGCACGUGCAUGGGCUGCACACCUUCACGAUCGGUUGUUUUGCUGCUGUUCACACGCUCGCUCUAAGUGGCUGGGUAGCUUAUCAGUCUCAGGCCUUCUUGCUUCCCUCACCAUCUUCCCGUGCACCUAGCCGCCGCCACAAGCGCGAUAAGGGUGAAGCGGGGAUCACGGAUGUGCUUACAAUCGCGCAAAACAACAGCAAGCAACCUUCCGAAAGCCGCCUUUGAAGAGUGUGGAGAACAUUAUGUAAGAGUGGAAGUCCACAGCAGUGCGGAGCCAUAACAUUCAUCGAAAGUCGUCGUGGUCGUCGUCCCCGUUGAAUCACUCCCUGUGCGUCGACUGAUUGGGGUGGAUCGCGUGCGUGCGAACAUUGAACAGUGCAGCGUUCGCUGGCGGAGGGCAACAUCCGGUAGGGUGAAAAUGCAGCAGCUGUGGUGAAAUAAUUGUAACAUCGAUUGCAGUGAUUUUUAUCCCCCACCCCGCCCCGGAAGGAGUUCUAAAAACAUCUAAGAAGACUCGAUUCAUACUCGAGCUGCUCCCUCGACCAUCGACCUCUUUUGAUUGAAUCGAGUAAUACCGUAACGGAACGGAAACGCGCACGACGCGACGAUACGCACGAUGGUGGAAAAGCUCGACACACGGAGCUGUGUCUUUUCCCUGCUCUACUCGGUCGGUUCGUUUGCGGUGGCAUGCGCCAGUCUGUCCACGCUCAACCCGAGUGAUCGCAUAUCGGUGCAGAAAGGUGCGCUGCUUAUCAGCUUCGGGUUCGUGUACUUUGUCGCACUUACCGAGUUUCUCAACAAACUGCUGCUGAGGACACCGUUCGGGCACAGCUUCGUCAAGCGCUACCGGUUGCGCGUUUCCGAUGUGCUGGACAUAACGAACAAGCUCGUCUCCGCCGUACAGGCCGCCUUUUCCUGCAUUGCCGGACUGUUUGUGUGCCGCUGGUCAUGCCCGAGAAACUUUCUGCACGCCUCCCACUUCCUAUCCGAGUCGUACGCGUGGUUUGCGGCAUCGUACUUUUUCUACGACCUUUGGUCGAUGUACAAAAUCUACGCCGCUGAAGCAGCUAUUAAGAUAAAGGUAAAGCUCGGCUUGCAAAGCUCGGCAGUGGCCGGGGAUAAUAAUAACGUGGGCGCUGGAAGCAACGGCGGCACGGCAGCGAAUGGAGCACUGGCGGAAAAGACACUGCAGGCGCUGGACGACAUUCCCAGUGUGGGGCAGGGCACACUUUCGUUCGUGAAUCCGUGCAAACUGGGUAUUCCAAGCUUUGCCAAAUAUCUGUCAACGCAUCCUUUGAUGGUGUUCCAUCAUCUGUUCAUCGGGUCGUAUGGGUUGGUUGUCAUAUCGUAUCUUCGCGGUGGACUGGGUGAUUGUGUGUUUAGCUUCAUGUUUAUGAUGGAGCUUUCCACACCGUUCGUAUCAUUCCGUAGCAUUUUGAGCGUGAUGGGAUUGAAACAGUCGAAACUGUACGUGAUCAACGGGCUGGUGAUGCUGGUCACGUUCUUCUGGUGUCGCGUCUUUCUAAUGCCGUACGUCUGCUACUACUACAGCCAGGUGGUGAACAAACCAUUUUUUGAGGCCGUAUGGAAUCUGCCGUGGGGAUGCAAAGCAAGCAUUUUGGCACUGUUUCUGCCCCAACUCUACUGGUUCCGUUUGAUGGUGCGAGGUGCAAUGAAGGUAUUUUUCCCACCGAAAAACAAACGCAACACAAAGCUUGCGGCCAACUCGUGCGCAAACGAAGUGUCCACCAACGGGGAAACCAUGAAAGCUUCCCAAUCCAAAGAUAGUGAAGUACGGUCUCUAAUGUAAGGAUAAACAGUGUUUAGGCAACAGUCGGACAACAAGAGCGCGUUUUGGGCAGGAAAAAGGGGGCGGCGAAAGUGGGUGAGCAUUGACUCUAUAGGGCAUUGACAUCUUAGUAAAUGUUAAUGAAUAAGUGUUAUUUUGUGUGUAAUUUGAAUGUAUAUUCACCGACAUGUUCGAUGUAGUAUGAUUCAACGUUGACGAGGCAUUGCGAGGCAUUGAGCGACGUGAGUGAAUAGCGCCGCAUGGAAUAAUCGGACGUGACGGAAGGGUCGGAGAAGAAAAAGACGGCUAGCGAGGAUGGGAGAUCUUUAGCAGGGACAACUUACUCACUUCCAUGUUGACAACCAAGAUAGAACAAAAUGUGCUGCUGCUUAGUUUACUAGUCAUAGUAUUUGUGUUUCCUUUUGUUUUGUUUUUUGUUCACUCUAUAUGUAAACAGGAACAUGUAAUAGCUCUUAACACUGCAACAACAAACAAUGCGCUCAGCCACAGGGAUAUGUUCAAACAUACACAAACACACAGGAUCUUCCAGCGGUGUUCUUUUGGGCGAAGUGUCCACUGUACGAACGCGGUUUGUUUAUUUGUGAAUGCCCCUUGAUAAGUUAUACCACGCAAAUGAUGCAACAAAACCAAACGUAGGAUUACGAUCAUACAUAAAUACCCUUCCCAUACACAUAAACAUACGCACGCGCAUCCCCAUACAUAUUAUACUAUAUUGUAUUGUUGUUAGUAGAGGAGCAUACACGCGCGGUGGUGGCUUCGAUGCAGGAGCAGGAGCAACAACACAACCAUUACUUAUACAGCGAACAUCUCUUAUCGGUAGGUGAUAGACUUUUUUGUGCAUUUUUUCUACAAAACAUUUAGCAAACAACAGCGCACAACGUUUUCGUGCGAACUAGUUUACAAGAGUACGGUUAUACAUGUACACCACCACAGCCCACACAGACACAUUGAACCGUGAGUGCGCGAAUGGGGCAGUUACUAAGGACUAACGGUGAGAUUAGAGCAGAAGCAAGCCGAAAGAAAAGCAAACCGAUAGUAAAACAAACAAAAAAUAUUCAUAUAACUAAUAAUCAAUGGAGCUUUCAUAUUAGUGUGAUGUUUACCAUGUUGUUGUUUAGGCACACAGCAAGAGGGCGGCGAGUCGAACGGACGAGCGAAAUCAUAAGAAAAAAAAAAUGCGGGGAUGUAAAGACAACCAAACCAUGUUUGUUGAAAUACAUUUGAGGGAGAAUCCGGUAUCGCUCACCCUGAACGCGGCCCAUGAUCAAAUCAUUACAUUCGGACGGAAAGACGGAAUAGCGUAUCAAAUUUAGGUUGAACAGAUAGACUGUCUUGUAGGCGCGGUAGCAGAUGAGGUAGCGUAAUAAUUGGCUUACAUACAUACACACAAAAAUUUUCUGGAGAGAUUUUGAAAUGAAAACGAAACAAUCUUGCGAUGCGAAAAGGGAUUUGGCCUCCCGGAGGUGGUGCUGCUGCUGAGGGUUGUUUAUAGCAAGGCAAACUAUAGGAUGAAGGCGUAACGUUGCAAUCCCUUUUGUAUCGCACCUUGCACCUACUAUUCCAAUUGCAACAAUGUGAAAAGAUGAUGGUGGAAAAAAAGCCCCCGUCGCUGGAAUUCUUGUACGAGGGAUGUGUUGUGUUUGUGUACCAAUUUACAUAAAAAAUAUAAUGUGUACUGGAACUUUGUA
Anopheles stephensi (Asian malaria mosquito) is the source of this 3549-nucleotide messenger RNA. RefSeq names its product ceramide synthase. The record is from RefSeq and is a predicted model, not a curated record. The transcript is spliced from 6 exons. Gene Ontology annotation, biological process: lipid homeostasis. The coding region runs from base 668 to 1861 and encodes 397 amino acids. Gene Ontology annotation, cellular component: membrane; endoplasmic reticulum. NCBI's taxonomy places the organism in Eukaryota, Metazoa, Arthropoda, Insecta, Diptera, Culicidae.